Messenger RNA from Phlebotomus argentipes, 5424 nucleotides. It is a transcript of the gene Ae2, whose product is annotated as anion exchange protein 3. The coding region runs from base 900 to 4850 and encodes 1316 amino acids. The record is from RefSeq and is a predicted model, not a curated record. NCBI's taxonomy places the organism in Eukaryota, Metazoa, Arthropoda, Insecta, Diptera, Psychodidae. Gene Ontology annotation, molecular function: solute:inorganic anion antiporter activity; monoatomic anion transmembrane transporter activity. The transcript is spliced from 11 exons. Gene Ontology annotation, cellular component: plasma membrane. Gene Ontology annotation, biological process: monoatomic anion transport; transmembrane transport; regulation of intracellular pH.
UUUCAGCAUUUCCUCCCAGUCUCGAGCUGGCGGUCGUGGCCGAAAGACACUUUUCUCCUAAUGCUGUUCUUCCGGCAAAACGCUGAAAGUCGGUCACACGCUAUCCUUAAGGACUCUCGCUGAAAAGCCCUGAGCGUGAAAAUCGGUCGUAAAUGCGCCUGGGAAAGUGAGUGAAUCAGGUGUGAAAAUUGACCUAGAAAAGUGGACUUCCAACGUGAACUCUACCCACUUUUUGUGGCUUUAAGAGAGGGAGCCGUAAUUCGUGGGAAAAUCAAUUCGGGGUGUGUGGAAAUUGAGCAAAUAUUCGCCAGGGGUGCAAUUUUCGUGGACUUGCAGUGUGUGCGCGCCGAAAGGAGACUCUGGAGGACACAAACACACGAAACUGGAGUGUUGAAGGCUUGUUUAGGCAUCCGAAAAGGGGGAUUAAGUGCAUUAAUGAUAUCACGACGGGUUGAUUAAAGAGACUCACAUGGUUAAACUGAGGCCAUAAAAGUUGUACAAAUUCUCACGUACGUUCUUCGCGUGCCAAAGAAAACUGUCGAAAGUGUUGAAUAAUCCACACCGAGAGUUCACUCGCGGGUUAAGAGAUUAGCACAGGAGUCAGUCAGUAUGAGGCGGAGAAAAAAAUAAGGGAGAUUCGCUGGGAUCGACAGUGACAAAGUGUCUGUGAAGUACCUGGAAAAAAAUAGGAAAUAUGUUCAAACUGUGACUGUCUCGAGGUGUGCGUUGUACAUUUCCAUUAAUAUUCCGCUCAAUAAUUCAAUAAAUCAAUUAAUUAACCAAGAAGCGUAAGAGCGCGUGUCCUUUUUUUGGACGACAAGGAGUCACUGAAUUUCCUUCGGCACCGUCUCGAAUGUCACGGCGAAAGACGUGCUCGUCUGGUCAGUUGUCGUCCUGCUAUGUUCAGGAACACAUCCGGACAGGACAGCACGAAAAUUCCCGCCAUUCACGCGCAAGACUCCACGAGGGGACUCUUCAGGAAGUUCACUCUCAAAGUCAUCGAGUGGAUACGGAAGUCAGUGGAGCUGGGCAGAAAUGAGAGUGACAAUGGAGAUCCCAAUGAGGUGCAGUUGGACGAGGAAAUGGAGAAAGUGUUCGCCGGCUCGGAUCGCGAAAAGGAGAAGUUCAAUGUCCUGCAAUUGGCCGGAUCAGCAGAUGAAAAGCCCCAGCCGUCGCCAGUAUCAGGAAAAUUUAUCGAUACUGACAGUGAUCAGCACCGCAACGAAACAACAUAUCCCCACACACAUUCCCCACUCAAGUCCCGAAGCAUGAAGCGCCAAGACUCCAAGGACACAAAUUCCCAGGACGAGGAUAAGAGGACACCCACUGUGAUCCCGUACAAUCGCGCCCUCCCACUGUCCUCGCCCACCCGCAGCCUGGGCGCCGGCAGUGGCGAGUCCGACUCCACGCCGCAGGUCUCGGAGCGAGCCGCGGCGGUGAAGAGGGAUCACGACACUGAGGACGACGAGGAGAAGCGCAUCAAGGUGAAGUUUGAGGGCAGCCAGGCGGACACGGACGAGGCGGAGGACACGAAGGAUGAGCACGGCCGGCGCAGGAAGUCGCGCCAUCAGCACUACAAGCAGCGCAAGCACUCGCUGUCCGACAAGCAGACCGGCGGAGCGCCCGAGUCCGGCGGCCGGCGGGUGUCUGUGCAGCCCGAAGAUGCGACCCUAGACCGAGGAAAACGUGGCAAGGAAGCCGAUAUUGAUGAAUUGACGUCGCAUCGGUCGGACGAUCCGAGAGGAAUGCGUCGCCACAAGGUCCAGCCGAGCGGCAGGAAGGACUCCACGACGGUUCCCAUGGGGAAACCGCCCACCGGAAAGAAGGCCAUCGACCACAGUCCGCACGAUGUGUUUGUGCAACUGGACGAGCUGGUGGGUCAAGGUGAGGAGGCUGAGUGGAAGGAGACCGCCAGGUGGAUCAAGUACGAGGAGGACGUGGAGGAAGGAUCAGACCGCUGGGGUCGUCCGCACGUGGCCUCGCUGUCCUUCCACUCGCUCCUCAAUCUCAGACGAUGCCUGGAGACCGGUGUGGUGCUCAUGGACCUGGAGGAGAAGGAUCUGCCCGGUGUGGCGUACAGAGUUGUGGAGCAGAUGGUAAUUGAGGACCUAAUCCAACCAGACGACAAAUCCACCGUCUUGAGGGCUUUGCUUCUUCGUCAUCGACACGUGAAUGAGGGCCAUUCUGGCUUUCACUUUGGCUCACGGCGCAAAUUCAGCAGCUACACGAGUUUGCAGUCGUUGUGGAUUCAGGAUGAGCUGGACUCGAUCGGUGUUAAGAAUGGCGGUCCUCGGCGGCUCUCACGACCAACUGCCACAACAACCGACAGCUCAAUAUCCAGGCGCCACUCAACUCUAUCCCAACUUCUAUUCAACUUGAGUGACGACAAAAAGCCAAAGAUUGUUCCGGCAAGUGAUAUCAAUGGUUUCGGUGGGAAUGAGACGAAAAUCGAUAUCAAGGAGGAGGUUUACUCGUCAUCUCAGGAGGAUUUGGUGAGGAAGACGCAGAAUGACACAAUUCUGAAGCGGAUUCCUCAAGGAGCCGAAGCCACGACGGUUCUGGUCGGUGCUGUUGACUUCCUGGAUCAGCCGACAAUUGCCUUCGUCAGGCUUGCCGAGGGCAUCACAAUGCCAAGCAUCACUGAAGUCCCAAUUCCAGUGCGAUUCCUCUUCAUCUUGCUGGGCCCCAAAGACAUUGAGCUGGAUUACCAUGAAAUUGGUCGCUCAAUCGCCACGCUGAUGUCCAACACACACUUUCACGGGAUCGCCUACAAGGCAGACGACAGGAAGGAUCUCCUGUCUGCCAUCAAUGAAUUCCUGGACGACUCCAUCGUGCUGCCGCCUGGGAAUUGGGAGCGUCAGGAGCUGUUGCCCAUUGAGGAGCUGAAGGCCAAGAGCGAACGCAUCCGCAACAGGAAGGUUAAGGCGUUGGAGAAGAAUAAGGACAAGCAGAUCAUUGCCGACGAGGAGAAGCGAUUACUGGCAGCUGCUGAGGGCGAUGGUGGCAAGAAGCCAACAGGACCACUCGAGAGGACCGGGAAAUUCUGGGGCGGCGUGAUCAAUGACAUUAAGCGUCGCUAUCCAAUGUACAAGAGCGACAUCACGGAUGGCCUUAACACUGAGACUCUGGCAGCCAGUCUCUUCAUGUACUUCGCUGCGCUCUCCACUGCCAUCACCUUCGGCGGCCUGGCGUCUGACAAGACACACAAUCUUAUCGGCAUUUCCGAGACGCUGAUUUCUCAGUCUAUCGUGGGGAUCUUCUUCCAUGCCCUCUGCGGACAGCCACUGGUCAUCAUUGGCACCACUGGACCGCUGCUGCUCUUCGACGAGGCGCUCUAUGAGUUCUGCAAAGCCAACGGCUUCGAGUUCCUCACAAUGAGAGUGUGGGUGGGAAUCUGGCAGAUCGUGAUUGCGUUGGUGGUGUCCGCCUUCGAGGGCAGUGGGCUCGUGCGCUUGUUCACCAGAUUCACUCAGGAGAUCUUCUCCGCUCUGAUCACACUGAUCUACCUCGUGGAGACGGCCAUGAAGCUGGUGAAGGUGUACAAGAGACAUCCUCUCCACGCUGAGUACAACUUCAAGAACAUCACUCCACCAGUCGCUCCAAUCAUUCCUGCUGCUAAUCUCGUUGCCGGCAAUGACACUGACAAUGCAACGGAAGUCACGACAAUCCUUGGCGCACUGUCGGAUGAAGUGUCCAGCAUCCUGACCACCAUUCAGGAGAAUGUGACCAGCACCAUUGCCACCACUUUGGCCACGCCAGAGACUCAAGUUUCCGCCGCGGCUGCCAACGACAGUGGUCUUCUUGCGCCCUUCGACGAUCAGGGCCCACUCAAUCAGCCCAACACCGCCCUCUUCUGCACCAUCCUCACCCUGGGCACCUUCACUCUUGCCUACUAUCUCCGGAUCUUCCGCAACUCGCACUUCCUGGGACGCACCGCGCGUCGCGCUCUCGGCGACUUCGGCGUUCCCGUGUCCAUUGCCAUCUUCGUGGCGAUCGACUUCAUGAUCCCGCAAGUCUUCACGGACAAGUUGUCAGUGCCCGAGGGCAUUUCGCCCAGCGAUCCCGACAGCAGGGGUUGGAUCAUCCCCUGGGGACCUGUGCCCAUGUGGGUGCCCUUCGCCGCCGUGGUGCCCGCCAUGCUGGUGUACAUCCUCAUCUUCAUGGAGACGCACAUCUCCGAGCUGAUUGUGGACAAACCCGAGCGUGGCCUGAAGAAGGGCUCAGGACUGCACAUGGACAUUGUCCUGCUGUCCAUCGCAAACACCAUCUGCAGCUUCUUCGGCAUGCCCUGGCACUGCGCCGCCACUGUUCGCUCCGUCACUCACGUGUCCUCCGUCACCAUCAUGUCCAGGACUCACGCUCCUGGCGACAAACCCCACAUCGUGGACGUGAAGGAACAACGACUCUCCGGCCUCUUCGUCUCCGUCAUGGUUGGCCUCUCUGUGGCCAUGGCGCCCAUCCUGCGACUCAUUCCCAUGAGCGUCCUCUUCGGCGUGUUCCUCUACAUGGGCAUCGUGUCGAUGUUCGGCGUGCACUUCUUCGAGAGACUCAAGCUCUUCCUCAUGCCCGUCAAGUACCACCCACCAGAGCCAUUCGUGAGGCGCGUUCCCACGUGGAAAAUGCACAUUUUCACCUUCACUCAGGCCGCCGCCCUGGCAAUUCUCUGGGGUGUGAAGUCCUCCUCAUUCUCCCUCGCCUUUCCCUUCUUCCUCAUCAUGAUGGUGCCGUUGCGUCACAAGCUCGGCACGUACUUUACGGCAUCUGAAUUGAAUGCGUUGGACGGAAAUAAGCCCGAUGUGGAUCCAGACAAUGAACCUGAUUUCUACGAACAAGCAGGAAUGCCAUCCUAAGCAGAAAUGCAAGCACACCUCGUAUGGAGACAGUUUGAUUUAUAAAAGUGAUUGCAAAAGUUAGUUAGAGAAAGGUUUUAAGAGCGUCCACGGACGCAUAGGGAAUGAGACAGAGUAUAUUUUGCUAGAAGAAAUGCUUAAAGAUGAGAAAUAUUUAUUCUGUGAAGAGAAAAUAAUGUAUUUUACUAAGGUAUUUUGAGAAAAGUACCAUAUGAGAUGGCUAAAGAAGAAAAACCCACACUUUUAAUGAAAAAAAGGACCUUCUUUGUUAAUCUGUUUAUAGUUAAACCGUAUGGUGCUCAAGAAAUAGUAAUCAUUUCCCCAGAGAUAUGAAAGUAUAUUUAAAUGAGAGUAUGGAAAAACAUAGUUUGUAGAAGAAAAAUCAAAUAUUAGACACACUGUUCUUCGACAGAAAUCAAAAGAAUUCUUAGAAAAAUUCUUGUAAAUGUUCAUUUCUUCGGCCAAAAGAGAUGAUAUUUUUCCGAUUUUCCUCUUAAAAGUAUUUUUAGACAAAGUAUUGUAAUCAAAAAGAGUCAAUUUUUGCCAGAUUUGAUUCUUCACUUAGUGAAUAACA